Messenger RNA from Protomyces lactucae-debilis, 825 nucleotides. RefSeq lists its product as uncharacterized. The record is from RefSeq and is a predicted model, not a curated record. NCBI's taxonomy places the organism in Eukaryota, Fungi, Ascomycota, Taphrinomycetes, Taphrinales, Protomycetaceae. The transcript has a single exon. Bases 108 to 641 code for a protein of 177 amino acids.
UUUAGGAAUUUCACCGUGAUUGCUAAACUAGUACAGCCUGACUUUCGCCAGCAGCUACGGCAUCGUGGUCACCCACGACAACAUCGAUUCAACAUGCUGCACCUAUCAUGACUCAAUUGCGCUUCCAGAUCACUGCUCGCGUUAAAGUUGUAGCGGGCACGUUUCGAGAUUUUCCUUCAGACAGAUCAUUCGCGCGACCGCCACAUGCGGAGACGUUCGCGCUGCGCUUGUACAAUGUCAUCUCCAUGCGCGCGAGUGCAGCCGAGUCUAGCAAUUACAGCUGCAUUCCAACGCAUAUCGUCAACAAGUCUUUUCAGUCAAUUGCAAGCCAAGACGAGAUCUCUUAUAGAUCAAGAAAGCAUAUCAGUAUGUCGCAACGGCAUCAUGUCAGUAAUUUAGAGCCGAUGUCCGCAUGCAAAGGUGCUCAGACAAGCUUGGACGCCAUAGCGCGCACCGACAUGUCAUCAAUCGAUCUAUUGGGAAAUCUUACGCAUGGUGCCAAUCCACAGUCGAGAUCUCUCUCCAUGCAAGGGACCUCCUUCGAUGGACUUUGGCGUAUCUAUGACACACCCAUGCGAGCACUGACACGGCCUGCUCGCAGGACGCAGCCCUUGCUGUCAAAGUCGCCGUUCGCGGUGUGACUGCGUCAAGUCCAGAAGCUUCUUUCUCCGGAAGCGGCGAAUUUCGCUUCCCUGGACCAAUCAAGGCUGCCUCCAUAGAUCUGGAGUUGGCAGUUGGCAGCUCGCUCUUUGUGUCAAUCUCGAAAAUUUGGCGUCAGACAGACUCAGACUCCGCUUUCAGGCCUCCAUCGUCUAUGGUGUACUA